Trichosporon asahii var. asahii CBS 2479 is the source of this 837-nucleotide messenger RNA. RefSeq lists its product as uncharacterized. The transcript has a single exon. The record is from RefSeq and is a predicted model, not a curated record. Gene Ontology annotation, cellular component: endoplasmic reticulum membrane. NCBI's taxonomy places the organism in Eukaryota, Fungi, Basidiomycota, Tremellomycetes, Trichosporonales, Trichosporonaceae. The coding region runs from base 1 to 837 and encodes 278 amino acids. Gene Ontology annotation, biological process: phospholipid biosynthetic process; lipid droplet organization; lipid storage.
AUGGCCACGCUCGUCCUUGCCUCUCUGGCCUGGAUUGCCUUCACGGCUUGGAUGUUUGGUGCAGGCCUGAACGACCGCAUCAUCCAGGCGACGGGGGGCGAGUGCGCCGUCCCCCUCCGCGGCCUCGCGCAGCGGUUCGGCAUGGCUCCCGUCGAUGCGCUUAUUGCCGACACUGGGCGUCAGCCGCAGGUCCACGGCGACGACGUCUACCUGCCCCUGCCGAACCGGUUCUGCCAGACGACGCCGCUGAUCGAGAAGAACCACCCGCACCUGUUCAAUUUCCUGCGCGACGUGCACGGCGUGCAUGAGCGCGUACAUGCCGCCCUGCGUCUGCCUCCGCCGCGCUGGAGCGGCGGCUUCGAUGUCAGCGGGCACGCCUUCCUGCUCACGCUUGGCGCGCUGAUUCUGGCAUCAGAGCUCGCGCCGUCCUGGCGCUCUGCGCUCGCGAAGAAGGCCGCCGGCGUCCGCGUUCUCAGCAACACGAACAUGCGCCCGACGCUGCGGCACCGUCUCCACGUCCUCUCCACCAUUGCGGGCAGCGCGCUCGUCGCACUCUGGGUGUGGAUGCUCUUCAUGACGGCCAUCUACUUCCAUGACCCGGAUGAGAAGCUCGCCGGCCUUGCGCUCGGCCUCAUUGCCGCGUUCGGCGUGCACCUCGCUGUGCCCCGGCAGCCGACGCAGGUUGUCGAGUACAAGGUUCGCGGACCUACGAGACGUCCGUCCCCUAAGCGCGAGGACAGCGUCGAGGCCGCCAACAAGGUUAUUGGAGACUAUGAGGUGCUCGGCGACGAUGGCGAGGUAGAGGUUCUCGAUGAGCACGCCGUGCUCGUUGAGUAG